This is a messenger RNA of Electrophorus electricus (electric eel), 3177 nucleotides long. RefSeq names its product NUAK family, SNF1-like kinase, 2 (gene nuak2). Gene Ontology annotation, cellular component: cytoplasm. Gene Ontology annotation, biological process: protein phosphorylation; intracellular signal transduction; microtubule cytoskeleton organization. Gene Ontology annotation, molecular function: tau-protein kinase activity; ATP binding. Lineage: Eukaryota; Metazoa; Chordata; Actinopteri; Gymnotiformes; Gymnotidae. The record is from RefSeq and is a predicted model, not a curated record.
CUGCACACGCAGAGAUUAGCAUCGGAGUCGGUUGGGUUUAAAUCUUAAGAUUUGCUUCUUUGAUUGGCGAAAUGUUUAAAACAACCUGAUAGUUGGUUUAACGGGGUUACAGCUGCGAUCAGGUAGACAUGGAUUCGGUCGACCCACCUGGUUCGGCGAGUCAAGCCUGCCCGCCUCCGCUGAAACGGCAGGCUGUCAAGAGGCACCAUCACAAGCACAAUCUUAAACACAGAUACGAAUUUAAAGAGACCCUGGGAAAGGGGACAUACGGGAAGGUGAAGAAGGCAGUGGACAGGUCCGGCAGAAUGGUGGCCAUCAAGUCUAUCAGGAAGGAGAACAUCAAGGAUGAGCAAGACCUGAUGCACAUUAGGAGGGAGAUCGAGAUCAUGUCCUCCCUCAACCACCCCUACAUCAUCACCAUAUACGAAGUCUUCGAGAACAAGGAUAAGAUCGUGAUUGUGAUGGAGUAUGCAAGCAGAGGAGAUCUGUUUGAGUACAUCAGUGAGAGACAAAUCUCAGAGAGAGAAUCCAGGCAUUUCUUCAGACAGAUCGUGUCAGCUGUGCACUACUGCCACCGGAAUGGGAUUGUGCACCGUGACCUGAAGCUAGAGAACAUCCUGUUGGAUUCUAACAAGGAUGUGAAGAUUGCCGACUUCGGCCUGUCUAACCUGUUCCGCCGGGGCGAGUACCUGCAAACAUACUGUGGCAGCCCAUUGUAUGCCUCACCUGAGAUUGUGAACGGGAGGCCGUACAAGGGCCCUGAAGUGGACAGCUGGUCGCUGGGUGUUCUCCUCUACACUCUAGUGCAUGGAACCAUGCCUUUUGAUGGACUCGACUACAAGAGCCUGGUCCGGCAGAUCAGCACCGGAGACUACCACAAACCCGCCAAACCAUCAGAUGCAUGUGGUCUGAUCCGCUGGAUGUUAAUGGUAAAUCCUGAGCGUAGGGCGACACUAGAGGAGAUCGCCAGCCACUGGUGGCUCAACUGGGGCUACCAGCAACCUCUGCUGGCUGAGAGCAAAAAAGCAGCAGUAGCAGAAAUGUCGCAGGUCACCGGAACAGCCACAGCACCUCAGAUGGGUGGCUCGACCCGCAUUGCAGACUGGCUACGAAGGACCUCUCGGCCUCUACUACAGAGUGGUUCCAAGAUGCGCUGCUUACUGCGGCCAGCAGGGAGCGCCGGAGGAGACGUGGCGAUCACGAGGCAGCGCUCGAUCCGCAAAUCACGGAAAGAAAACGAUGUCUCGCAGAGCAUGCAGGAGAGCGCCGUUCUCCGUCCAUUUAAAGGGAUCCUGAAAAAACGUGGCAGCCUGAAGCAGAAGCUGCCUGGUGAAGUCCAAGCUCCUCCUUUGGAGGAGAAAACAACAAAUACUGUUGGGGCUCCACCUCCACUCCCUCGUAAGGGCAUUCUGAAGAAGCCAGUGGAGAGGGAGUCGGGGUAUUACUCGUCGUCUGCUGAGAGCAGUGGCCCUGCCCACACGCCUCAGCACAGAGCAUGCCCCUCGAUGCUACCUCGACAGAAGGGCAUCCUCAAACGCCAUGGCAAGUUUUCCUCUUCUGGCCUGCAAGAGUUCGGCUCCCUGGACCAGCUGGCAGCCUCCCUGCCACCAGGGAGCAGCAGAUCCAGGCCUAGGGCAAUCAGCGAGGACAGUAUUCUUUCCUCAGAAUCGUUCGAUCGGUUAGACCUGCCCGAUCGUCACCACCCUGCGGCAAUGGUGCAGCAUCCAGCAGGAGGUAGCACCAUGCGGGGUAGUGUGUCUGUUGACAACCUAAUGGACCUGAGGGAAGACAAGCCCACAGGUCCACGAAAGGGGUACUGGGACAUAGACAUGGACUGCUACCAGUCUGCGGUAGGGGGCAGCACCUUCUCCAUUCCAGACUGCAGAGAUGUGACUAAAGUCUACAAGCUGGUCUUGAAUGGAGCCUGCACUAGCUAAUAAUACACACAGGAACAAACUAGUUUAAAUGCAGCCAGGUUGUGUUGGCUAGGUCAGCUUUAGGUCCAUUUCAGGAUCUGUCAUGGGAAAAGGAAUAGUCACAAAGAGGAACUUAAAUCUUCAAUGCAUGUCUGCUUAGGGGGGGGAAAUGUUAUCUUUCAAGGGUGGUGCCAAAAGGGAAUAGUGCUAGUGGUAAGACCAGUAAAUAGUAAAGUACUGAGAGCAGCUAGACCUGCUCAGUAACAGUCUGCAUUUCUUGGGGAAGCAAUUUCCAUUUUAAAUAGCAUUUCCUGGAACCUUUAUAAACUUGGUUAGACUGUGGAAACUCUAAACGUGAAAACUCUACGUUGUUUUGUAAUGCUACUAUUGGAGGUACAGCUCUGAAAAGAACAUUAACCAAAGAUGCGCAAAAUUAAUGUUCGCUGUUGAAACGGCUCACUCUCACACUGCCAAAUGCAGAGUAACAUGGAGGAGACAAAGUCUAGCGUGAGUGAGGGACAUCUGUAGAUUGCAAACAGCAAAAUCAAGGGUCUGCAGGUCAGAGUCAGUGAUAAGGCACUGUUAUUUGCAGAAAACAAAUUUCAGUAUCCUGGUUAAUGUUUUACGUUUACACAGUCUGUAUCUCAGCCAAAAUACCAGACAUCUGUCGCUUUAUGAAUUUUGGCUCUGUUCCCUGAUAAGGACAAAUAGAUAAAUAAGUAGCCAGAGUAUGAAUUUUGAAGGUUUCCAAUGUGCUAGGUACAAUUUUGGUCUUAUAGGGCUCUCUCAAUUUUGCUUUAUUUACUGCUUUGGAAUAGUUUGGUAAGGAGAACUAAAAUAGAUAUUUAUGCAAUAACUUUUCAAGUUUUUUUUUUUCCUGUAGAAAAUCUCCCUUAAAGUCAUAAGUAAAUGAAUGUUGUUGUUUUUCCCCCUUGUAAAUUCCCUUACGUUUUGAAGUACUUGAGUAUAUUUCACAAACCAUGUGAAACCUGUACAGAAAAUAUUGUGAUGAAAGUCCCAAUGUGUUCAGUUCAUUACUACAUCAUGAUUUGGAGUGGACACUGUGAUCAUGUAAAGCUUUGGCCAAGCACAAAUGUAAUCAGUAUUGUUAAUGUUAAUUUCCCUGGCAUUCCUUCAAUUUCCUUGGCAUUCCAAAGAAAUAAAUUAGCUACACAAAUGCUCCCAAAUUUGUUCCACCUCAAGCCAUUUUUGUUUUUGCCAAAGAGCCUGACUUGAUCUGUAUUGUCUAACUGUGUUCAUC